This is a messenger RNA of Ostertagia ostertagi, 795 nucleotides long. Lineage: Eukaryota; Metazoa; Nematoda; Chromadorea; Rhabditida; Trichostrongylidae. The record is from the annotation of a GenBank genome assembly.
AUGCCUGCACGAGGGACGACCGAUUCUGAAAUGGAAGCUGUGGAGAAAUCAACGCUUCAAACUCAACUUGGUCAACUCGCGAAUACAGCACGUGAACCGAGAAUGCUCCUUCUGUCCUUCUUCUUUUUCUUCUAUGGAUUUCAUGUUUCAUUUUGGAUAGGCGCGUAUCCGACAACUUUUGCGUUCUCGAAAAUUCUAUCGACAAACAUCUAUCUGCCGGCAUAUUAUGCUGUCAUGAUUGGACUAGGUGACAUUAUUGUUGGCUGGUACAUCAAUGUGUUCGACAAAAGAUAUCCUAAUUUUGGUCUGAUUCCAACAAUGUUCUCACAGCUCCUGUUGAGUGCUAUGGUAUACUGCCUGACCCUUUUGUCUACUUCAAAUUUGUCUACCAUAGAGACAAACGAUGACGAUUCUAUGCUGAUUACUCCAUCCACCUCCAUUUGUUGUAUGAUUGGAUUACUACAUGGUAUGAUAGAUUGCUGUUCGUGCUCAAUGCGAGCGCUUAUUUGCACAAUUGCAUUGCCACGAAAGAGGCUUCAAGCUUAUUCACUGUCCAAGCUCUAUCAGUCGGCCGCAUCUUGCGCAGCAUUCUUUCUCUCACCUCACCUCACUAUUUUCUGGUGGAUGGUUCUCCUCACAGGUAUGCAGUGCUUGUCCGUAAUUGGUUUUUUCAUCGUUUCAAAGCAGGUCACAUCAGAAGAGGUUUUCAAGGAGAAGGAUUUCAAGCCAAUCAAGAUACAUCCGGCGGAGAACGGUUGCGAUUUAAAAAUAAAAACGCUUGAGGCUGGAAUAUAA